Molecule: messenger RNA, 6454 nt
Organism: Arvicanthis niloticus (Nile rat)
Lineage: Eukaryota; Metazoa; Chordata; Mammalia; Rodentia; Muridae
Gene: Rbm27
Product: RNA binding motif protein 27
Cellular component (GO): nucleus
Molecular function (GO): metal ion binding; RNA binding
Source: RefSeq, a predicted model, not a curated record
GCCCACCUGGGCCUCCGGGCUAGGUUGAGUGGGGCUCUUGGGUUAGUUCCUGUUAGGCCCCGGCCCAGGGAGUAGGUGAAGUCUAUAAGAUGCCCGGUGGGUCAGGGCACUCGGAGCUGUGAGGGAACGUCAGGCGGCGGACAGCGGAGACCCGCGGCGGGCCUUAGGAGGAGUGGCGGCCGAGCCCGCCUUCCCUGCACCAUGCUCAUAGAGGAUGUGGAUGCCCUCAAGUCCUGGCUGGCCAAGUUACUGGAGCCUAUAUGUGAUGCUGACCCUUCAGCCCUAGCCAACUAUGUUGUAGCACUGGUCAAGAAGGACAAACCUGAGAAGGAAUUGAAAGCCUUUUGUGCUGACCAACUUGAUGUCUUUUUACAAAAAGAGACUUCAGGUUUUGUGGACAAACUAUUUGAAAGUCUUUAUACUAAAAACUACCUUCCACCAUUGGAACCGGUUAAACCUGAGCCAAAGCCACUAGUCCAAGAAAAAGAAGAAAUUAAAGAAGAGGUAUUUCAAGAGCCAGCAGAAGAAGAACGAGAUGCUAGAAAGAAGAAAUAUCCUAGUCCCCAGAAGAGUCGUUCAGAAUCUAGUGAACGAAGGACACGUGAGAAGAAAAGAGAAGAUGGCAAGUGGAGAGACUAUGAGCGGUACUACGAGCGGAAUGAGCUGUACCGGGAGAAGUAUGACUGGAGAAGGGGCAGGAGCAAGAGCAGGAGUAAGAGCCGAGGCUUGAGUCGGAGUAGAAGCCGAAGCAGGGGCCGCAGCAAAGACCGAGAUCCAAACAGGAAUGUUGAGCACAGGGAAAGAUCAAAGUUUAAGAGUGAAAGAAAUGACCUGGAGAGCUCUUAUGUGCCCGUGUCUGCUCCGCCUCCAAGCUCUUCUGAGCAGUACUCCUCUGGGGCACAGUCUAUUCCCAGCACUGUCACUGUGAUUGCACCUGCGCACCAUUCUGAGAACACAACUGAGAGCUGGUCUAAUUACUAUAACAAUCAUAGCUCUUCCAAUUCUUUUGGUCGAAACCCACCACCAAAGAGGCGCUGCAGAGAUUAUGAUGAAAGAGGAUUUUGUGUACUUGGUGACCUUUGUCAGUUUGAUCAUGGAAAUGAUCCUCUAGUUGUUGAUGAAGUUGCUCUGCCAAGUAUGAUUCCUUUCCCACCCCCUCCUCCUGGGCUUCCUCCUCCACCACCUCCCGGAAUGUUAAUGCCUCCAAUGCCAGGCCCAGGCCCAGGCCCUGGUCCUGGCCCUGGCCCUGGUCCCGGCCCAGGCCCAGGCCCUGGCCAUAGUAUGAGACUUCCUGUUCCUCAAGGACAUGGUCAGCCUCCACCUUCUGUUGUGCUUCCCAUACCAAGACCUCCCAUUUCACAGUCAAGCUUAAUAAAUAGCCGUGACCAGCCUGGGACAAGUGCAGUGCCCAAUCUUGCAGCAGUGGGAGCAAGACUACCUCCUCCUUUACCCCAGAACCUCCUUUAUACAGUAUCAGAAAGACAGCCCAUGUAUUCUCGUGAACAUGGUGCUGCUGCAUCUGAGCGACUUCAGUUGGGGACACCGCCUCCUCUGUUGGCAGCUCGUUUGGUGCCACCUCGAAACCUCAUGGGAUCCUCCAUUGGGUAUCAUACCUCAGUCUCCAGCCCCACCCCUCUGGUCCCAGAUACAUAUGAACCAGAUGGUUAUAAUCCUGAAGCACCUAGUAUCACCAGUUCUGGUAGAUCACAGUACAGACAGUUCUUUUCCAGAGCACAGACACAGCGUCCCAACCUGAUUGGCCUCACAUCUGGAGAUAUGGAUGCAAACCCAAGAGCUGCUAAUAUUGUCAUCCAGACUGAACCACCAGUUCCUGUUUCAAUUAAUAGCAACAUCACCAGAGUAGUCCUGGAACCAGAGAGCCGAAAGAGAGCUAUUAGUGGUUUGGAAGGGCCACUUACAAAGAAACCUUGGCUGGGAAAACAAGGGAACAACAAUCAAAGUAAACCAGGCUUCUUGAGGAAGAAUCAGUAUACAAACACCAAAUUAGAAGUGAAAAAAAUCCCCCAGGAAUUGAACAACAUUACCAAGCUCAAUGAACACUUCAGCAAAUUUGGAACCAUAGUUAAUAUCCAGGUUGCUUUUAAGGGUGAUCCAGAAGCAGCACUCAUCCAAUACCUUACCAAUGAGGAGGCCAGGAAAGCCAUUUCUAGCACAGAAGCAGUUUUGAACAAUCGGUUCAUUCGAGUCCUAUGGCAUAGAGAGAACAAUGAGCAGCCAGCACUCCAGUCCCCAGCACAGAUUCUCCUGCAGCAGCAACACACCCUGAGUCACCUUUCACAGCAGCACCAUAGCCUACCACAGCAUCUUCAUCAGCAGCAGGUGAUGGUAACCCAGUCUUCCCCCUCAUCAGUUCAUGGAGGUAUCCAAAAGAUGAUGGGCAAACCACAGACCUCUGGUGCCUAUGUUCUUAACAAAGUUCCUGUUAAACACCGUCUUGGACAUGCAAGUACUAACCAGAGCGACACUUCUCACUUGCUAAAUCAGACUGGUGGUUCUUCUGGGGAGGAUUGCCCGGUAUUUUCUACUCCAGGCCAUCCAAAAACAAUUUACAGCUCCUCAAACUUAAAGGCACCUUCAAAACUUUGUUCAGGGUCUAAAUCUCACGAUGUUCAAGAAGUUCUUAAGAAGAAACAGGAAGCAAUGAAGUUACAGCAAGACAUGAGGAAAAAGAAACAAGAAAUGUUGGAAAAGCAGAUAGAAUGUCAGAAGAUGCUGAUCUCUAAACUAGAAAAAAACAAAAACAUGAAACCAGAAGAAAGAGCAAAUAUAAUGAAGACCUUGAAAGAACUGGGAGAGAAGAUCUCACAAUUGAAAGAUGAAUUAAAAACAUCUUCUACAGUCUCCACACCGUCCAAAGUAAAGACAAAAACAGAGGCCCAGAAGGAGUUGUUGGACACAGAGCUGGACCUCCACAAGAGGCUCUCUUCAGGGGAAGAUACAACUGAAUUACGCAAAAAGCUCAGUCAGUUGCAAGUCGAGGCUGCAAGAUUAGGUAUUUUACCUGUUGGACGAGGAAAGACCAUGUCCUCUCAAGGCCGAGGAAGAGGCCGGGGUCGAGGAAGAGGCCGGGGCUCACUGAAUCACAUGGUGGUAGACCACCGCCCCAAAGCACUCCCAGUUGGAGGAUUCAUUGAGGAGGAAAAGGAUGAGUUGCUUCAGCAUUUCUCAGCUACAAACCAAGCAUCAAAAUUCAAAGACCGUCGGCUACAGAUAUCAUGGCACAAGCCCAAGGUACCGUCUAUAUCUACUGAGACUGAGGAAGAAGAAGUCAAAGAAGAGGAAACAGAAACCUCAGAUUUGUUUUUGCAUGAUGAUGAUGAUGAAGAUGAAGAUGAAUAUGAGUCUCGUUCGUGGCGAAGAUGAAAUUUGAUGCGAGUUGUGUAAUUUUUAGAAAUAUUGUUUAGAACAACAACUUUUUAGAAUUAUUUAAAGAAGUCAAUGAGCCAAAAAUUUUUUUUCUCUUCAACACAGUAGGUUUAAGGACAGCAAGUUGCUAUUCAAACACAUCUCAUAAUUGUCUAUGAUAUCAAAUCACCAAAGGCCGUGACUUUACACAGUUGUGAAGAUCCACAGGAGUGACUGGAUUCUCUAGAACCUUACCUUCCACACCAUCUGUUCCUGCUCUUGGUGCUGGAUUACAAUGUAAAGACAGGGUGUUCAGAAAUUUUAUUUUGGAUUAUAAAUCUGCUGAUAAAAAUUUCAUUAAAUGUCAAAAUCGCCUGGAAUCUCUUAACUCUUAGCUAUUAUGGAUGGGUCGUCAGUCAGUUGGAGAUACUUGUAAUUUAAAUACCUUUUCCUUUCUUGGAGGGUCUUGGAAGAAAAGUAAAUUUAUUUUAUUUUAUUAUUUUUUUUUUUAACCAUGGAAGAGCCCGCUUUAUAGUCAGUCAUUUUCAGAGUUUUUGUGUGGCAAAGCUUCAGCAAAACCACCGUCUCUGUUCACAGGAGCUGCGAGCACGGAAGCCGGCUCUGCCGGACCCUCUCCUCGCACCUGCUCUGGGGCUUUGCCACUCGUCUGCCGUGUUUGGAUAUGUGCUGAGCAUCGCUUCAGUUGUCCCACCCCCUUUAAAAAUAAACCUCAUUUUGCCUUUUGCCCUUUUGGUCAUUCCCUUGUAUCUUUCUCAUCCCUUUUAAUUAAUAAGCCUGACGUUUUGAAAUAAGUGAUUCAGUUGGGCAAUCAAGAAUUAGUCAUCAGUAAAAGGUUUAAACCAGCACCUUUAUAAAUAAGGGAUGCUUUGAUGGAAAUAAAGGCAGAAUUUUAGGGGACAGAGUUACUGGCUUCCCUCCCCUUUUAAAUCUCCAGCAUAGUUACAGUUACACAAAAGGGUUAACGGUAUCUGAAGUUCUCUUCCUACAUUGUAAUGAGGAUGGUGAGGUGCUGAGGUGGGGAUCAGGAGUCUGGAUAAGCUAGUCAUAAAUGAGAUUCUAACUUGAUAUUGAUUAGAUGACCUUAUAUUUUCAUAAUUUUAUAGAUUUUGCUGUCUAUGAACAUACACACACUUUAGUAGGCAGUUUCCUUUACUGUGUGCAUUUUUACUGUACACUGUACAGAGUGUCUGUUGAGUAAAAUAUAUAUGUAACUUUAUGUCCUUGUGUUCUGAAUGUUCAAUGGAGAAGCAGAGGAGCAGCACUACACUGUACUGACCCCUGGGGAGAUGAAAUGAUCCUGUACAUAGGAUGUCACUUUUUCAAGGAUACACAUCUGUGUUUUAUAAUAUGUGUGGUGUGAAAAUUUGAAACUUCCUGUUGGCUUCGAAGGUUCUUGGUGAUCACUAACUAUGUCAGGGUUUUGUUCCCUGAGGUAAGGACUGUUUCUUAAAAUAGAAACAGUUCACUUAGAAACCUAAAACCAUCAGGACUCUAGAUUUACGUAGUGACAAGGAGUUAGAUCCCACCUUCUGAUCAUCUUUUUCCUCUUCAUAUUGUCCUGGAAUGAUGUGUCAAACGCCAGGAUACUUUAAAAGUUCGUGUAGCUUUCCCUUUGUCGUGGGACUUCCUCUCCAGGCUAUUGUCGUGUUUCUGAUGGCACGGAGGCUAACCUAAGCCCAUACAGAAGGAACACAGUAGAACAGGGAGCCUUCCGUAGGCACCUUGCUCCUCACUUCUCCAUCAUCGCUGAUGAAAUUUUCUUGAUGUUUGUGGCUCAGUCAGUAUAUAUUUGGAAAGAUUCAUUGUGGUGAAUAUUUUGAUCCUGACCAUUUAAACGUGAUAGAGGGAACAAAGGAUUUAUAUAUUUUUUGUACAAAGUUUUUUCUUAAACUGUAUAAUUUUGUAAAUAAUUUGUUUGGGUUUUUUUCUUUUGUGUACUAAAACUACCAGCGUAUAGAUUUCAAUAAGAAUUGUUGUAUUUUUGUAUUUGGAGACUGAAAAUGACAGUAAAUUAGUGAAGCUGUAAGAAGUCUCAGUAGACUGACAGGUGAGCAGAAUGAGAUUCCUUUUCAUAUGAUUUUUUUAACCUUCAGAUUGACACCUUUAUGCACUCACUAUAGAGAGAGUUGAGGAUUUAUUUGGCUUUUUAGUUUUGGGGGCAGAGGAUGAACAAGAGAACGGUGCUAAUGUGAGAGAGAGAGAGAGAGAUCAUUUUUUAUUAAGGUUUUGGGUCCUUCCGUAUUCCUUAAAAAUAACUAAAAUUCUUUUCCAAUGUGUUUAACUCAAGAAUGAAUUAAAAAUAGGGAUUAAUUAUACUGUUAUAAAACUUAAGGUUAGCAUAAAAUAGCCGAAUAUGUGUAUGUGUGUAUAUAUGUCCCCCUUUCUCCCCAUCUGCCAAUCCCCAACUGUUAGAAUUUCUCUUAAAAGUGAACUCCACACCAUGACUUGUUUUCUUGGCAUUUUUAUUUAUAGAGAUAACAUUUAGCAUUUGAGACAAAUUCUGCUGUCCUAGUAUGUAAACUCUCUGUAGCAGAUCAGCAGUGAGCUGCCAGUGUGACCAGUCAGUAAGAGUUUCUAGAUUUCUGCCCAAGUCUAAAAAGGUUAUCCCAAGGAAUGCGGAAUUUUUCUCAAUUUCUUCUUGGAGCAUUGGGAAAAUGUCAUCACCAGCUGAGAUAGUGGAAAACAGUCCUUUUACUGUGAAAAAGAUCCCAUGGCGAUGGAUCAUUAUUUCACAAAGAAAAAAAAAUCAUGUGAAAAGGAAGGAUGUUUCCUCUUGAUGUAUAGUAUGCCUGUAUUAUAGUUUUUACAAGAUUGUGAACUUGUGUAAUAGUAUAUAGGAGAUAUUGUUGGAUUUCUAACUGUUUAUACAUUUAAAUUCAUAUAUGUAAUGUUUGUUUUAUCGAUUACAAUCUGAAUUUCUAAGAAGCAUGUUGACUUUUGCAAUAAAGAUGCAAUAUGGAAUGGUUCACAAUUGGGGGGAAAAGAGAAAAAAAGAUGAAAAUAUUACAAAUUUAAAAGAAUCUGGAAAAUUUAUGAACCAUUCCAAAAAUUAUAACAAUCACUAAAA